AUGGUGCAGCUGAUCGACGACGCCACCGCCGAGAUCCUUCUCCGCCUCCCGCCAGACGAGCCCGAGCACCUCUUCCGUGCCGCCCUCGUCUGCAAACGGUGGCUCCGCAUCAUCUGCCACCCCGGCUUCCUCCGCAGCUACCGCGCCUUCCACGGCGCCCCUCCCCUCCUCGGCCUCCUCCACAGGCUCAUGCUCUCCCAAUUGGGUCCGCCCGCCCCUCGCUUCGCCUCGGCCACGUCCAUGCCCGACUUCCCCUACCCGGGCUCCGACGACCGCCUUGUGACUCCCCUCGAUUGCCGCCACGGCCGCGUCAUCUCCUACGUGAGGCAGGACGAUGGUUUAUAUUACCAUGUUUGGGACCCCGUCACGCGAGACUGCCAUGCCGUGCCCACAGCGGACAUCGAUUGGAUCAUCCAGUCUGUGGCGGUGCUCUGCGCUGUCGACGGGUGCGACCAUCUCCACUGCCAUGGCGGCCCCUUUCGCCUGCUCUUCGUGGCCACUCAUGGGUACCAGUACAAAAUAAUUGCGAGCGUCUACUCAUCAGAGACGGGUGAGUGGAACGAGCCAGUGUGUCUUCACAACAGUUGUGAAGUCUAUUCCAGGCAUGUGAAGGAGGGGCUUGCAGAUCCACACUGCUAUGACCCCAAGUACAUACCCUAUAUCCAGCCUAGGCGAGGCACCCUUGUUGGAGACGCAGUCUACUUCACAGUUCGGCUGGGCAAUGCUAUCGUAAUGUAUGACUUGGGCGAGGAUCGCUUAUCCAUGAUUGACCCACCACCAGUGGCGCGAAAUGUGUGCUACAUUUCCCUCAUGGCGAUGGAGGACAGUUCAUUGGGCUUUGCCUGCAUUAAGGGAUCGAGUCUUUAUACAUGGUCAAGGAAGAUGGAUACAGCUGAAGCAGCGGAAUGGGUACAAUACAGGGUCAUCAAGCUGGAGAAAACUAUACCUGUUGCCAAUCCCGUUGACAAACGAUUUGUGGUUGGCUUUGCGGAGGGUGUGGGUGUCGUCUUCGUUAGCUCAGGAGGUGGAUUGUUCACAAUCAAGCUCGAUUCUGGGCAGGUUAAGAAAGUUGACGAGUCUGGAGUCUCCUUUAGCGUCCUACCCUACAUGAGAUUCUACACUCCAGAUCGUGGCAGAUUGUUGUCUCUAGCGAGGACUGAGUGA
Molecule: messenger RNA, 1164 nt
Organism: Triticum turgidum subsp. durum (durum wheat)
Lineage: Eukaryota; Viridiplantae; Streptophyta; Magnoliopsida; Poales; Poaceae
Source: the annotation of a GenBank genome assembly